GUCACUGUCGCACUCCCGGCGCAUCGCUAACACAAGCGAAACUGCGUAAUUUCAUGCAUGUUGUUGCUGUAAACAGAAAGGACUAUUCGUAAGAUCACUGCUUUGUUUUUGUUUUCUUUCUAGAAACAUCUUUUCAAAGCUACAGCGUGAUAAACACUUUCUCGCCUAUGCUUCUCCGGUCACUUCAGAAUGAGCCCCCAACUGUUAGCCACCAAGCUAAUGUAUAAACAUAACGUUUAGAUUCGUUGCUAGCAAGCUAAUCGACCCGUGGAUAAAGUGUACGCACGAACAGACAACAUGGGAGAUUCAUCACCACUGUCAGGGGUGAAUGUGGUUUUGGUAAUGGCCUAUGGGAGUUUGGUGUUUGUACUGCUGUUCAUCUUCGUCAAAAGGCAAAUCAUGCGUUUUGCCAUGAGAUCCCGUCGGGGACCUCACGCACCCAUUGGCCACAAUGCACCUAAGGGUUUGAGGGAAGAGAUUGACUCCAGGUUGUCCAAAGUCCAGGAGAUCUGUUUCGAACCUCGUCUCCUAUCAGAAGAAGACGACAGGCUGAAGCAGGGAUUACAAAUUAGUUGCUACAACUACCUGUACAGAAUGAAAGCUCUGGAUGCCAUCCGUGACUCAGAAAUUCCUCUGCAGGAGAUAAGCCGCAGUCCCAGUGCAUUCACAGGGCGCAACUUCAGGAAUUGGCUGCUAGAGUUGCGCAACUCCCACUCUCUGAUAAAGAGCAGCCACAGCGCACUCAUUGACCGCUUGCUUGAGGGCUACGACAGCGCUCGCCAUGGGACUGGGGUGUUUGGGGAAGCAGAGUUUCUUGAAUACCAGCAGGCUCUCAACGAACUAGCUGAUGUGGUGAAGGCCUAUUCCAGCACCACCAGUUUGGACCAGCAUCACCAGUCCGCAGCCAAGGACCUGACAGGGUCUCCUGUCCGCAGCACUCCCUCCACCAUCCAGGUCACCUACCUGCCCUCUACUGGCCAGCGCAGCAAGAGGCCCAAACAUUUUUUGGAGCUCAAAAGUUUCAAAGACAACUACAACACACUGGAGAGCACACUGUGAAACGCUGCAGUUACAGACUGACUUUCAGAAAAAAUGGCAUGGUGUGUGAGCAUGUGUACACAAUGGUUACACAACCUACUGGGACUCAAAAAGUUGUAAAAGACUGUAACUUGGUUUUAAAAUUGAGCUGUAAAACUGUGACCCACAAAUUAAGUUUGGGAAAACUUCUCUAGUAAGUUCAGAUAGGGGAAUGUUCAUUGUGAGAGGCUGUCAUACAUAUUUUUCAAGUAAUUUACAAGAAGUAUACAGAAAAUGUCCCAGGUCAGAACAAUUGUUAACAUAUUGCAGUCACAAGCUCUUUUCUUCUCAUUGUGAUGAAGCCCUUAUGUGUACAUGUUACACCAAAGCCUUUGAUUUUAUUUUGGACCUAAUGAGCGCGACAAAUAUGAUUGUAGCCAACCUGGCAAGGUUUUCAUCGUCAUUUUUGUAAAAACAACAAGGUUAAUGACAGAUCACCUGGAUCCAUUUUUAUUUUUUCUCUUAAGUCCAAAUGUAAAUAUGAAUGUAUCUUUUGAUUCAUUAUGUGUUUGUAGAGAUGUAAGAUAUUUAUAUGGACAGUUAUAACUUAUUUAAUUGAUACAGUGUGAUUUUUGUAUCUAUGUGAGGUUGAAUACUUUUGUGGUUUGAGAUUAAAAAAAAAAAAAAAAAAAAAAAAGACGACCAACC
Toxotes jaculatrix (banded archerfish) is the source of this 1725-nucleotide messenger RNA. RefSeq names its product protein C1orf43 homolog. Lineage: Eukaryota; Metazoa; Chordata; Actinopteri; Toxotidae. The record is from RefSeq and is a predicted model, not a curated record. The transcript has 7 exons. The coding region runs from base 298 to 1059 and encodes 253 amino acids. Gene Ontology annotation, biological process: phagocytosis.